Messenger RNA from Cricetulus griseus (Chinese hamster), 2761 nucleotides. Lineage: Eukaryota; Metazoa; Chordata; Mammalia; Rodentia; Cricetidae. The record is from RefSeq and is a predicted model, not a curated record.
UCGUGUGGUUUUGCCAUGUUCUGUUCAGGAGUAUCAGGUUGGACAGCUUUACUCUGUUGCAGAAGCGAGUAAGAAUGAAACUGGUGGUGGAGAAGGAAUCGAAGUCUUGAAGAAUGAACCUUAUGAGAAGGAUGGAGAGAAGGGACAGUACACCCACAAAAUUUACCACCUGAAGAGCAAAGUUCCUGCAUUUGUAAGGAUGAUUGCUCCUGAGGGCUCCUUGGUGUUUCAUGAGAAAGCCUGGAAUGCUUACCCCUACUGUAGAACAAUUGUAACGAAUGAAUAUAUGAAAGAUGACUUCUUCAUCAAAAUUGAAACAUGGCACAAACCUGACUUAGGAACAUUAGAGAAUGUUCAUGGCUUAGAUCCAAACACGUGGAAAACUGUUGAAAUUGUCCACAUAGACAUUGCAGAUCGAAGUCAAGUCGAACCAGCAGACUACAAACCUGAUGAAGACCCUGCGUUAUUCCAUUCAGUCAAGACCAAGAGAGGCCCCCUGGGACCUAACUGGAAGAAGGAGCUGGCAAGCGCCCCUGACUGUCCUAAGAUGUGUGCCUAUAAGCUGGUGACCAUCAAGUUCAAGUGGUGGGGGCUGCAGAGCAAAGUGGAGAACUUCAUCCAGAAGCAAGAAAAGCGGAUAUUUACAAACUUACAUCGACAGCUCUUUUGUUGGAUUGACAAGUGGAUUGACCUGACAAUGGAAGACAUUAGGAGAAUGGAAGAUGAGACUCAGAAAGAACUAGAAACAAUGCGUAAGAAGGGUUCCGUCCGAGGCACGUCGGCCGCCGAUGCCUAGAUGAGUCCCCUGUAGGUCAGAGACAUUUUCAAACUGUCUACGGAGUCAAGGCCAAGUGAGGGGAACAAGUGCAGCAGGUGACGAGUGAAGAUGCAGCCAGUGUCUCUCAGUGUUGAUGUUUCCGGUGUGUGCCUGUGAUGACUCAAAUGUACAUGUGCGUGCUCUCACACACACAUACACACACACACAAACAUACACACACACACACAAACACACACGCACACACCCUGUGUGUGUAUGUGUGCACGUCUGUAGCUGUAUGUAAAGCACAUAUGGCUACAGGCCUAGAUACAAAAGUGUAUAUAUGUACAUGCAAAACAUGGAAGGGAUCAGUACAGUUUCUCCAAAGUGCUGUACCUAUCUUCAGCAAAAAUACUAAAGAAUAUUUUCCAUAUAUAUACCUGGAACAGAUUUUAAUAAUCAUCAUUGUGAUGCCCUUGGUGGAUAAAUGGACUGCCAUGUGGUGCCAUGUGGUGCCGGCUGGCGUGCUUCAUGAAUGCCAGGUGUGGACCAGUGUGUGUAGCCUUUGGUUAUGUUUCUGCUUUUUUCAAGUCGCCCCACAUUCACUUGUAAUUCAUCCCAUCAGCAACAGACUCCUACAGAAAGAUGUCUUCACAUUCUUAGAUACUACAGUGGAUCUGGAAAGUAAACUCUGGAUGUAUUUAUAACUAUUUAUUUCUGGGUGGCCACUAUCUUCCAGCCAAAUCCAACGAUAUCUGUCAAGUAAAGAGUAAAAUUAAAGCUCUUUGCUAGUUUGCCCUAGGGGUGGGGAAAUCCUUUUUUUAAAAUUGCCACUUUUUAUUGGAUUUUUUGUAUUUUGAAUUUCAAGUAUUUUUCUACAUCAAAUCUAGCAAAAAAACAGUGAUGACGGUUUGUGAUUUAUAAUAAACACUAGACAAUAUUCAGGCUCUGGUUAAGCAAACAAGGUGAUAAAAGAAGUACACCCUCACGGUAUUGUCGGUUGUGCAGAGGACUUCUGUGGAGUUUUGUUUCUGGAAUUCCAGUGUGGAGACUAUGCAGACCGUCUGUGUUGCUCUGAGCUUACAGGGUGGGAAAGUAGUGACAUUUAGCUCUUUUCCUGCUGCAGUCCAAGCCAGGGGGAAAUGCUGAUGGUGAGCUAGGAACAGUUUGAAUGUGGCACAGGGGCAGGCUAUCCAUCCUAAGACCCAGCUAGAUCCUGACCAUUGCUGCUGGCACUGCUUCCUCUUCUCCCACCUCUUCCUCUUUCUCCUCUUUUUUUUAAAGGAAGGAACAAUAGCUAGGUAAGAUUUUUUUUUUUUUUUUAAUUAACUUUUCUGUCUGAUGCUGUUUUCCCUUGUCAGUCCUGGAAGCCUAACCAGAAUCAUACUGUUGAAGCCUUCAGGUCACACACUGUCUUUUUAACCUCCACACACCCAAAACACAUCACCACAGAGUCCUCCAUUUCCCCCAGAACACAUCACCUCAUAGACCUCCACCCCCCCCACCCCCCGCAGAACAUAUCACACAUGCAUUCAGCCCAUUAGUAACCCCUUUGCUGACAGUCUUGCCCUUCAUGCUCCUCCUCCCAUGGGAGCAAUGACAGAGCUUCCCACUGUAUUGCAACAAUGCCCUGUCAUCCUCAGCAACAAACCCUGAGUUCCAUGUGUCCUCUCUAAACAUAAAUGGGCACUAUUGGGAGAUGGGUGUGGUCACAUUAGUGGAGAAGUCACCAGAAGGGUCACCGCCAACCCCAGGCACAGGAGAGCCCAGUCUCUCCCUCAAUGAAAGUAACUCACGGACAUCUGUAGUCUCCAUUGGGGGCUUGGGCACACAAGGAAAUGUGAGCCUGAUGUGGACUCUAAUGUUUUUCUAACAACUGUGGAGAUUGAGGGGAUGUGUGGUGAAUGUAAAAUUACCCCGUUGACUUGGCAGUCUCUUGUGUAAAUUACAGUAAAACAAAGUAAGUAAAAUUGAAACAAAAAUAAAUUUGAUCACAAAAUGCCA